Molecule: messenger RNA, 1365 nt
Organism: Cinclus cinclus
Lineage: Eukaryota; Metazoa; Chordata; Aves; Passeriformes; Cinclidae
Gene: LCAT
Product: lecithin-cholesterol acyltransferase
Exons: 6
Coding region: 1-1365 (454 amino acids)
Biological process (GO): lipid metabolic process
Molecular function (GO): phosphatidylcholine-sterol O-acyltransferase activity
Source: RefSeq, a predicted model, not a curated record
AUGGGGAGCAGCGGCGCCGGGGUUGCUUUGCUGACGUUGUCGCUGCUCCUGCAGCCCACGUCCCAGUUCUGGCUCUUCAACGUCCUCUUUCCACCCACCACCACCCCAGAAGCUCCCCCGACAAACAGCACACCGCCUGUGGUGCUCGUGCCUGGCUGUCUUGGGAACCAGCUGGAAGCAAAGCUGGACAAGCCAGAUGUGGUGAACUGGAUGUGCUACCGCAAAACAGAGGAUUAUUUCACCAUCUGGCUCAACCUCAACACCUUCCUGCCAGUGGGAGUUGAUUGCUGGAUUGAUAACACCAGGGUGGUGUACAACCGAACCUCUCGGAAAAUGUCCAAUGCCCCAGGGGUUCACAUCCGCGUUCCUGGCUUUGGCAAGACCUAUUCUGUGGAAUACCUGGAUCAGAGCAAGCUGGCAGGCUACCUGCACACCAUGGUGCAGAACCUGGUGAACAAUGGCUACGUGAGGGACCAGACAGUUCGGGCAGCCCCCUAUGACUGGAGGGUUGGACCCCAGGAGCAGCCCGAAUACUUCCAGAACCUGAAGGCGCUGAUCGAGGAGAUGCACGAUGAGUACCAGAGACCAGUCUUCCUCAUUGCACACAGCAUGGGCAACCUGCACGUCCUCUACUUCCUGCUGCAGCAGACCCAAGCCUGGAAAGAUCACUACAUUGGGGGGUUCAUUUCCCUAGGUGCUCCCUGGGGAGGCUCCGUCAAGCCCCUGCGUAUCCUGGCAUCCGGUGACGAACAGGGCAUCCCACUCAUGUCCAACAUCAAGCUCCGUGAAGAGCAGCGCAUGACCACCACCAGCCCCUGGAUGUUCCCCACCACGCUGGCCUGGCCCGAGAGCCACGUUUUCAUCUCCACACCCUCCUACAACUACACCUACCGCGACUACCAGCGCUUCUUCACCGACGUCAACCUGGAGGAUGGCUGGUACAUGUGGGAGGACAUGAAGGACUUGUUGAAGGAUUUGCCCCCGCCUGGGGUGGACACGUAUUGCCUCUAUGGCACAGGUUUCCCCACCGCAGAGACUUACAUUUAUGAUGAGCGUUUUCCUUAUGAGGACCCUGUGGAUAUAAUUUAUGGUGACGGGGAUGACAGUGUCAACACACGCAGCUUGGAGCUGUGCAAGCGAUGGAGUGACCAGCAAAAGCAGAAGGUCUACGUCCAGGAGCUGCGAGGUGCCCACCACUUCAACAUGGUCUUCAGCAACCUGACACUCAGUUAUAUCAACGAAAUCUUGCUGGGGAGCAAAGAGGAGCAGGGGGAGCCAGGGCAAGCAAGAUCCAUCCCAGAGGCUGGGAAGUUGGGGAAGAUCUUACGUGAACACAAGGUCCUAAAGGAGCCUAAAAAGAACUGA